UUGAUAUGAUUGAGUUACACGACGUCGUUUGUGACUGCACUAUACUAAAAAAACGAAGCAGUGUUUUACUUGUUUGGGAAAAAAAAAAAAAAAGAUUGUGAUUGUAAAGUGCCGCCCAAAUCGGGGACGACGACGAUGGCUGAUACGGCGGAUUUGAACCGAAUCUGCAAUGAUCUUGGAGUCCCUCGAGAAGAAGCACUCUAUUACUUAGAAGGAUUAGACUGGGAUUUUGCUUCGGCGUUUGAAGCUUGCCGCGUCAAAACCCUGCCUUUCGUCAAGGCUAAAUCUUCUCCGACGACGACGACGAAGUCUUUAGUUACCGCGAAAUCCACGGCGGAGGUGUCUUCAUCUACUCGAUUAACAACAACGAUCAAUCAACCUUGUGUUUUGAAUCAGCAGGUUCCGUUUCCGUCAACACAGCCAAGACUGUUCGAUUCACCUCGGAGUUCGAAUCCGGCGACGGGAGUAUCGCCUGAAAUUAAAAAAGAACGAAUCGAUCGGUUCCGCGACGUGGCUUAUGGACUGUCUCUGGAAGAAAUCGUCGCUUAUCUCGAACGCUUCAAUUGGAAUAUCGACGCAGCCGUAAACCAUUACUUUUUACAACGAGAAUCGGAGGAGACUCCGUAUUCGUCAGACGACUCGGAUGAAGAUGAUGAUGAUGAUCUUCACGAGAUGUUUGAUGAGUCGUGUUUGCAGCGUAUUCCAGAGGCUUAUAUUCCGACUCUUGAAGGGUUCUCGAAAGAUGAAACAUCGGUGGCGUUGGCUGCGGAGAUGAUGGAGCGUAGAGGUCCGCCUCUUCCGUCGUUACAUCUACCGUCACCACUAUCUUCAGUUGGCUAUCAAGUCGGGAGCUCUUCUUCUUCCUUUGGUUUGAUGGACUUUGAUAUGCCUGAGUUACACGAUGUGCCUAUAACGUCUUCGUCUCAAGUGCAGAUUCAGGGAAGUAGCAAGAGUUCUGCUCAGAUCAAGGAAGACCACCCUCCGCCAUAUAAGGUUGAUAGAAUCUGUAAUGAAACUGGAGUGUGUCGUUCUGAAGCACUCUAUUACCUCCAAGGAUUCGAUUGGGAUUUGGCUUCUGCGAUGGAGGCUUGCCGCAGAAAAACAUUGCCUCCCCUAAAGGCUACGUCUUUGCCAGUGGUUUCUGUGAAUGAGGUAUCCGUGGCGCCAACAUCGACGCCAGAGGUGUUGAACUCACGUCGGAUUUCGAAUGCGUUGCGGAUUCAGCCAGAGCAACUACCGCCAAAGGAAGAUGAACUGUUGUCUGAUACGAAGGCUGAAAGUAUCAAGCAGUUUUGCGAGGUCACUGCAGUGGCUCCAGAUUUCGCAGUGUCUUACCUCGAAAGUUUCAAAUGGAAUGUACAAGGUGCCAUCAACUCUUUCAUGGAAGAGCCGGAGCGUAUCAUCCCCUCAGAGGCUGUAACAUCCAAGGCAUUACCUUCACAAACACAGUUUCAGGCUUCCGGGAGCUCUUCUUCUAGUUUCAUGAACGUUGAUCCGACCGAGACAAAAGAGCCACUCGAAGAAGCUAGUGAUGAAAGUGUCCCCGUAGCUAUUUCUCCAUUGGAAUCGUCUCAAGUGGAUGGAAAUUUGAAGGGUAGUGCUGUCGAGGAAGAUUCAAGCACCGAGGCCGUACUAGCUGCGCCGAAUACUAUUACAAUGACGAUCAUACUUCUCGAUGGGAAAGAGGCAAAGAUACCUUUUAGAUUCGAUCAAACCGUCAGAGACAUCCGCAAUGCCAUUGACGCGCUAAGACCAGAUGCCAGCAGAAACUAUGAUCUCAUGUCUGCAGAUAGCAUCGAGGAUUUGAAUACAACGGUCGAAAAACUCUCUAAAGGUUCUACAAGUUUGGUGCAGGUCCAACUUGACUAGCUUUCGUUUUAUACAGUUUCCAUUGAUCGAUGAAACAGAGAGAUAUGGAGGGAAAGAGAGCGAGAUGUAGAUGAUAUGACUUUAGAAAGGCUUCUUGCCUUGUGUAGAAAGGUAAAUAGAAUAGAGCAGCUUCAUACUUGCUUUUUGAAAUAGGAAUGGAUAAGGAGAGAGUUCUUAUAGCUUUGGUUUAUGUACAGUUGUUACUGCGAUAUAUGAAACAUAGAGACAACUGAAACAACU
Molecule: messenger RNA, 2109 nt
Organism: Camelina sativa (false flax)
Lineage: Eukaryota; Viridiplantae; Streptophyta; Magnoliopsida; Brassicales; Brassicaceae
Product: Ubiquitin-associated (UBA) protein
Biological process (GO): mRNA transport
Cellular component (GO): nucleus
Molecular function (GO): protein binding
Source: RefSeq, a predicted model, not a curated record